This is a messenger RNA of Xyrauchen texanus (razorback sucker), 2580 nucleotides long. RefSeq names its product xaa-Pro aminopeptidase 2-like. Bases 82 to 2109 code for a protein of 675 amino acids. NCBI's taxonomy places the organism in Eukaryota, Metazoa, Chordata, Actinopteri, Cypriniformes, Catostomidae. The transcript is spliced from 21 exons. The record is from RefSeq and is a predicted model, not a curated record. Gene Ontology annotation, molecular function: metalloaminopeptidase activity.
CACACAUACUCACAAAACAGAGACACUCGUGCCCCGCUGUCACACUGUGUGUGCGGAUGUGCUUGGAGCAGAUGGUCUAAAAUGGACUUCUCAGGUUGGAGACUGGCUGUAUGUCUUGUGGUUCUUGGAGGCAGCAGACAUGCAGUGUGGGCUGAGGAAGGGCUGGGCAGCGAGAGGAACUGUUCUGUAAUUCCUCCGUAUCUGCCACCAACAGCUGUAAACACAUCACUGAGGCUUCAAGAUCUCAGGGCAGCCAUGAGUCCUUUGAAUGUCUCUGCCUACAUCCUCCCUGCGACAGAUUCUCAUCUGAGUGAGUAUAUCGCCCCUAGAGAUGCAAGGUUGGCCUGGAUGUCUGGUUUCACUGGCUCUGCAGGCACAGCAGUUAUUACACAAAGUAAGGCAGUUUUGUGGACUGACAGCCGCUACUGGAUUCAGGCAGAGAGACAAAUGGACUGUAACUGGGAGCUAGAGAGAGAUGUCUCCAUUCGCAUCAUAACCAACUGGCUGAUCAAAGAGAUCCCUGAGGGACAUCAGGUUGGCUUUGACCCAUUCCUCUUCUCUGUAGACACAUUUGAUGUUUACAACACCAACCUGGCUCCAUCAGGCCGGAUCCUGAAAUCUAUGCCUGAUAACCUGGUUGAUAAAAUAUGGACAGAUCGACCUUCUCUGCCUCCUGACAACCCUACACGCUUACCUGACAGUAUCAUCGAGAGGACUUGGCCGAUGAAAGUUGAGCAGAUACGGGCCCAAAUGAAUGACAAUCCAUACAAGCCCACCGCUGUGCUGCUUUCAGCUUUGGAUGAGACGGCAUGGCUGUUUAAUCUACGAGGCAACGACAUCCCAUUCAAUCCAUUCUUCUAUUCCUACACUCUGCUAACAAUGGAUGAAAUAUGGCUCUUUGUGCAUACUGAGCGAAUAACCGAAGAAUUAAAGGAGUAUCUGAAUACGUCAUGCUACCAGGCCAACUGUGUGCAGCUUCUUGAAUACAGCUCUGUGCGCUCAUACCUACAGUCAUAUCUACAGAGACCCAAUGUGAGGGUGUGGGUGGGUACAGAGUACACCAACCAGGCCUUGUAUGAGCUCAUUACUCUUGAGGAAAAUCUACUGACCAGCACUUACUCUCCAGUGCUGAUCACAAAAGCAGUGAAAGAUGCGACAGAGCAACGUAUUCUCAAAGAGGCUCACGUAAGGGACGCAGUCGCAGUCAUGCAGCUUCUGCUGUGGCUUGAGAAGAAAGUCCCCGAGGGCAAAGAGACAGAGCUUACGGCAGCACAUUUUGUCAAUCAGUGUCGCAGUAAGCAAAAGAACAGCAGAGGGUCAAGUUUUGAGACCAUUUCUGCAAGUGGACCUAAUGCUGCUCUUGCCCAUUACAGUCCGUCUAAUGAAACUGCAAGAAAGUUAACGGUGGAUGAGAUGUAUCUUGUUGACUCUGGAGGACAGUAUCUGGAUGGCACAACGGAUAUCACGCGUACUGUGCACUGGGGUGUGCCCACUGACUUUCAAAAGGAGGCAUACACAAGGGUGCUCAUGGGAAAUAUUGAAAUUUCAAGAACCAUCUUUUCUGCUGGAACAAGAGGUGUGAAUAUUGAGAUGCUGGGACGAAGGGCAUUAUGGGAAAUUGGUUUAAACUAUGGUCAUGGCACAGGUCAUGGUGUGGGAAACUACUUUGGAGUCCAUGAAUGGCCUGUGGGAUUUCAGUCCAAUAAUAUUCCAUUUCAAGAGGGGAUGUUUACAUCAAUAGAACCUGGUUAUUACAAGGAGAAUGACUUUGGUAUAAGAAUAGAGGACAUCGCUCUCACUAUUCCAGCUACCACAAAGUAUGGCAACAAUUAUCUGACUUUUGAAACUGUUUCACUGGUGCCUUAUGACAGAAACCUAAUAGACACAUCUCUUCUUAGCCCUGAGCAGCUCCACUGGUUGAACACAUACUACGAGACCAUUCGCAGUGUGGUGGGCCCCGAGCUGGAGAAGCAGGGGCUGAAGGAGGAGCAUGCUUGGAUGAUGAAGCAUACAGCACCCUUCCUUACAGCUAAAUCCUCAGCUGUCAUCUCCUCAGUUACACUGUUAUCAACACUGCUGCCCUCUGCCUUACUGUAUCAUCUGCUUUAAAAGACAUACUGUACGUAGGAAGAAUUAAGCCACUCCACAGUGCUCAGUUUUAUUGCCUCUCUUGCUACUUUGUGCUGGUAGGCUAAACAAUCACCAUCAGGUACAAACAGAAAAGCUCCAAUGCUGAAUAUGUUGCAUAUAAUAUAUUGUAUUUUCUCUCAGUCUGACAUUUCUUCUUUUUGACUUGUUAUUUUUUUCAACAAGCAGUUUUAACUUUUAACAGAUUUACCAGUCCUCAUUGGAUGUCAAAAUCAUGCAUAUGAAAGCUGACAUAGCAUAAUCACAGCAUCUGGUUUACAAUCACAGCAAUUGAACUGUUGUUAAUAUUUAUAAUAUCAUAUUAUCAUGUAUCAUGCUCGUAUUAAAUAAAAAAAGAUAAGAUUAUGAUACGGAAUUGUUUGUUUGCUGGGAAUUCGAUUAAUGUACCAGAGACAAUCAUUGUUUAAUUAUAAUUUAUUAAAAUUAGAUUAC